AUGUGGGUAUCACCAUCAACAUCAUCAUCAUGCAACGGUUCCAGCCGUCGUGAUCCAUCCCAACAGCAGGGUCUGUGUCCAAAUCUCCGAGCCAUCACGCCAACUUCGCCAUGCUUUUCGACAGGAAACAGCCGCGAACUCGCCGCGGAGUUGCUCUACUUCAGUGUUCAAAACUACAUAGUCAGUGGCUGGGAGUGGCUUUACCUGUGCCUCGUGUGUGAGCGUGAUAUUGAGGAUCAAAUUAAGUGUCCGUGCGAACGGAAUUUUUCUGUUCAGCGCGGCGUCGGGCGUCGGGCGAAGCAAUCGGGCGAAGCAGAAUGUUCAACCAAAGAUAUUACAAUAUCAUACUUGGCAACAAGAUAUAUGCGUGAAAUUUAUUGUAUGGUAGGUCGAGUAGUUAUCUGGAUGAAUCAAUGA
Morchella sextelata is the source of this 417-nucleotide messenger RNA. RefSeq lists its product as uncharacterized. The transcript has 2 exons. The record is from RefSeq and is a predicted model, not a curated record. Lineage: Eukaryota; Fungi; Ascomycota; Pezizomycetes; Pezizales; Morchellaceae. The coding region runs from base 1 to 417 and encodes 138 amino acids.